AUGGCUACUGAGAAACAAGAUUCUUCACGAAAACGUCCACCCAAUUUUAGAAUAGAAAUUCCUGGUGCCGAAACUGUCAAGAGUAGAAUUUUGGAAAAACUUCAAAAAGUAAAAGCUCCACCAAAAGAUUGCGGUGAUAUAAAAGGCUUAAGUGGAGUGUACACCAUCAACCCUAAUAGAGAUAGUUGUGGUUUUAGUGUCUACUGUGACAUGACUACAUAUGGCGGAGGUUGGACAGUAUUCCAGAAUAGAAUAAAUGGUAACGUAGACUUUUAUAGAAAUUGGGAGGAGUUUGAAUUAGGAUUUGGUGACAUUGAGACUGAAUUCUGGCUAGGAAAUGAAAAACUUCACCAACUUACUUCCAGCAACGCAUACACUCUUAUGGUUGUUUUAGAAGAUUUUGAUAACGAGACACGUUAUGCAGAAUAUCAAUCAUUUGCCAUAGGUGAUGCGCCUUCAAAAUAUGCAUUAUAUGUCAGUGGGUAUAGUGGCGACGCAGGAGACAGUCUUUCUUACUCAAAUGGUAUGAAGUUUACGACUUUUGAUCAGAACAACAACCCUCCUUCGAUGUAUGGUAACUGUGCUGUGUCUUUCCAUGGAGCUUGGUGGCAUAAGGCCUGUCAUCAUAGCUGUCUGAAUGGUGGAUAUUUGGCGGGAGAUCUAUCAACGUUUGGAAGUGGAAUUAAUUGGUACACUUGGCGGGGUUUAGAAUACUCUUACAAGUCGGCCAGAAUGAUGAUACGAAGACAGUAG
Molecule: messenger RNA, 753 nt
Organism: Mytilus trossulus (common blue mussel)
Lineage: Eukaryota; Metazoa; Mollusca; Bivalvia; Mytilida; Mytilidae
Product: microfibril-associated glycoprotein 4-like
Exons: 5
Coding region: 1-753 (250 amino acids)
Source: RefSeq, a predicted model, not a curated record